This is a messenger RNA of Saccharomyces eubayanus, 3039 nucleotides long. It is a transcript of the gene SPO22, whose product is annotated as Spo22p. Gene Ontology annotation, molecular function: protein binding. Lineage: Eukaryota; Fungi; Ascomycota; Saccharomycetes; Saccharomycetales; Saccharomycetaceae. Gene Ontology annotation, biological process: regulation of synaptonemal complex assembly; meiotic cell cycle. Bases 1 to 3039 code for a protein of 1012 amino acids. The transcript has a single exon. The record is from RefSeq and is a predicted model, not a curated record.
AUGUCCGACGUUAAUAUUAGCUCUACCUUUAGAACGACCCUGGUCGAGUUAUGCGGUAUAUAUACCAUUAAAAACACCCUUAUCUACCUUCAUGUAAACAAGUAUAAAGAACUAACAAGAAAAAAUUCAACAUUCAUUGAUAAAGAAACUGCAACGUGGAUAACAUCCCAGGUCUUUGCUGCUAAAAAUUUGGAGAAAAACGAUCUAACCAUAAUAGACAAUAAAAUAAAUGCAUUGUAUCCCAUCAGCGAAAAGUAUGAUAGGUCUUUUAGAACCACUACCGUUAUCUUAGACGAAGAACUUAUCUUGAAACUGGAGAAUUCGGCAUCCAGUCUAUGGAAUUCCUUGACUAUUGCCAUGAAAGCUGAAAAAACAUUGGAUGAAUACUUCAAGGAAGUCUUUUGUAAAUGUAAAAUAUUUGCAACUAAGCUUCUAUCCGUUCAUGAAGCUUUGUUUCAGACAAAUACCAACCUUCUAAGGACCUUUAAGUGUUACGUUAACUCCUUCAAAACUGUUAGUGAAUAUAAUUUCAAAGAUCUAUUAAGGAACAUACAGCAACAUACAGAAAAAUAUUUACAAAUAAUCAAUGAAAAGACUGAGAAGUUUUCCCACGAGGAGAAAGUAGAGUUCAAAAAACUCAAUUUUGAAUUCUAUUUGGUAAAUUUCCAAAUUUGCCUUACAGAAAAUGACUUGGAUACCGCCAAGAUUUACACCUCAAAGGUAAAUAUCACUGACAACUCUAAAUACAUGGACGCAGAUUUGCUGAUCGAAUUGUGCAGAAUGAUCUACAAUGCUACAGUUCUGUUGAAAGAAAGUGAUGUCUCUGGGACUCAGCAAAUAGAUAAAAAUAUUGUCUAUUUUUUAAAGGAUGUGGAGAAGUACUUAGAGCUGCCUGUGGAAAACUUGAAAGCCCAUACUGACUAUAGUAAUUUGAGAUACUCAGUUUUGAUAUUCAUGACUAAUUGCUUGAUUGGAGAAUACCCACAAACUUCAGAAUUCGAAGAAUGUGACCAUUAUUUAAGUCUUUUACAAAACGAAUAUCCGAACAAAGUGGACCCUUUCAUAUUAGCAAUUAAACUGAUUAAUCGAAAAGAGAUUACAAAUCCGGCAGAAACUAUCGAAGAAAUUUUAAUGCGGAUGAUAAUGUCAGUGGAUGUCACGUUAAAUUUUCAAACAGUUAUGGCUUCGAUCAAUGAUCUUUCAAAAAUUGACACUAAGCUGUCUAUAGUGUGCCUUGAUUAUUUGCUAGUCAAUAAGCUGCAUUCUAAAAAUGAUACGAAAUUAUUAGAAAAAGCCAUAUGUUCUAGAUUUUUGAUUACGACGCAAUCUAAAACAAUGAAAGAUUCAGAAAUAGCAGAAAGCUUAGAUGAUUUUUGUACCCAAAUUGAAAGAAUGGUAUCAGAGCCUCUUUCUAAACAUACCAUCUCUUGUAUAAUAACUUUAUUAUGGAAUACAGGGAAAAAAUUAGAGAAGAUGGAGAACUACGUUGAGUCAAUUAAAUUUUACAAAUUAGCUCUCAAAGAUAUUAUAAGCCAAAACUAUUCGGAUAGAGGGAAAGUUCAAAGAGCUCUACAAGCUGUAUAUAACAAAAUUCACGAUUAUUCUAGCACACUUAAAAUUUACCAACAUAUGGAUGAAGAGGACAAAGAAUCUCCAUUGUGCCAACUUCUAAUACUGCAAUUUUUCUUAGCAAAUGAUAACGUGGACGAGGCGCUUAUGUGUCUUCAGAAGAUAAAGUUAUCUGAAGACGAAAAAAGUACAAAUGCUCUUAUACUAGCUGUAGCCGAGUGUAAAAGAAAAACAGAUUUGUCAGUUCAAGGUCUUCUCAUGCUUUUUGAGAAGUUACAGUCGAAGAAUAGUCCGCAAAACAUAUCAACUACAUCAAAUUCUCAAACAUUAAGUCUCCUAAGAUACACUUUACAGAUGAUUGUUAAGGUUUCGGAAGAGGAAUCCAUAGAAACGUUUAUUAAUUAUUUGCCGACAGUAGAAAAACUCUUACUAAAGGCAGUCGAAUUCCUUAAAACAGUUAAACUACUGAAAGAAUUACCGUCAGACGUAGAGAAAGAUGCAAUUUAUCAACAGUCCGUGACUAUAAAUGAAAUAGAAUGGUUUGCCUCGUUCUCAUAUAAUGUCGCCGUGAAAUGUUUAACUGAUGAGUUGUGUGACUCUGUUUCUCAAUUCCCCCAAUUUUGUAUCCAGUUUAUUGAUCUCAUACCAAUUCAAGAUUUUACUUUCCCAAAAAUGUAUCACUUUACAUAUUGGAAAUUUAAAUCUCUAAUUUUACAGUUAGUAAUAGCCAAAGAAGAAAUUGUCAAUGACUGCCACUCAAAGCAUCAGGACAUAUAUGAAAGAUCUGGUGAAUUGGUCGACAACAUAAACUCUAUGAAGAAAAGUUCAGAAUUCAAAGAUGGGUCUUCUUCGGAAGAUACUAAAACAAUAAAUGAAUGUUUUUUGGAAGCACUAACAAUACAUUUGGAAAGCGCUUUGAUAACGAGUGAUCAAAAUAAAAUUUUGGACAUAUUAAAGAAAACAGAGUUUUACCGUGAUAGCCACGUAGAUGCAUUAUUGGUUGAUAUCUCGUCAAAUAUGGAAGAUUUACCAAGGGGACUUCUUGUGGAAGUAAUUGAAACUGUCCUAGGUAGAAAUAUAGGCUGUACUGAAAUAAAGGAACAAGAGCUUUGUCUCUGGCUACAAAUUUUAUUGGAAAAUGCAAUCAAUCUUAAUCAUGAAGUCGACCUUCGUAUAUUAGAAAGGGUUUUAAAGACUUUGGUUGCAAACCAAUCAAGCUUUCAAGAUCCAGAUGGCAUUCUUCAGACAGAAAUAGAAACCAUAGCUACCUAUUGUUGGAACAUCGGUGUCAACUGUAUAAUUAAGGAAAAUAAAGGUAAAGGAAUUGCUUGGUGUAAACACUCAAUGGGAUAUGCAAACUUGGUCAACAAGGGUUUGCAGGAGCAGUUAUACUCAUUAUGGGGGUCUUUAGCAAGCUCCGCCAAUAUUGACAUAAAUAGUGCCGUUAACGAGACGCAUUUACCCAUUUAG